Leishmania mexicana MHOM/GT/2001/U1103 is the source of this 951-nucleotide messenger RNA. RefSeq lists its product as hypothetical. NCBI's taxonomy places the organism in Eukaryota, Euglenozoa, Kinetoplastea, Trypanosomatida, Trypanosomatidae. The transcript has a single exon. Bases 1 to 951 code for a protein of 316 amino acids. The record is from RefSeq and is a predicted model, not a curated record.
AUGGGUGGGGAGUCUAGCAAGCACUCCAACCCCCUGGCUCACGCCCGCAACCGGGAAAGGAAGCGGGGCGCUGCGCCCAAUGCCCUGGUGGGUCGCAGCUGUCACUCUGACUCUCUCAGCGAGCACACCGCCCGUUUGGGGCCCUCUUAUGGAGAUGUUCCGGGUUACAUUCCGCCGUCGCCGGUCCAGUGCGUCGCGUCGCCGAUCCCGCUGAGCGGCUCACUGGAUCCGUCGCUGACGUGGAUACUCGACACAGAGGCGGCACUGAUUGUAGAGUGGAACCGUAAUCUGCAGGGGGUUUCCGCUCCUAGUGCCGGGGCACGCGGGGUGCCGCGAGAGCGUGAGACAGCAGCAGAAGAAUCAACGCUGUCAUGGGCGAAGACAUCUCCAGGAAGUGGUGCGAGCACAGCUGCCUCCAACGCGACGGGGUUGACCUCGUCGCCCACAUUCCCGGCGCUCUCAGGAUGGCAGUCGCCGGCACAUGCAAAGUCUCCCUCUGGGCUGGCACCGACCUGCGACUCGGUGGACGUAACGACCGGGCGCAGCACAGGGAUGACUUUGCACGUCCCGACCACGUGGACACAGCAGAGUUCAUCACGCGCCACAGCUUCAACAAAGGCGCUGGACAGCCCGAAGAGUCCCAAGGCACUGCCGAAGCCGCUGAGCGACUCGGUAGAGGGGGCGUCACCGCUGGUUGUGUCGACGCUGCCGGUUGGCAUCGACUACUUCCGUGCCUUGCAAUCACGGUGGCUGGCCCAGGAGCAGCACUCGCUGCCGCCGGCGGCGGACGAGGAGGAUCUCAACGACUCAGUCAUCCUCGAGGCCGUUUCCGAGCCAAAUGGCGACGUUCUGAGCCCGCCUGUACCGCUAGGGUACAUGAUCGAUCUCUUCGUGCCGCAAUGGCGCUCCGAGGGGCUCUUCGAAGCGGCUGAGGACCACCAGGCACGCUAG